Molecule: messenger RNA, 1734 nt
Organism: Trichoplax adhaerens
Lineage: Eukaryota; Metazoa; Placozoa; Uniplacotomia; Trichoplacea; Trichoplacidae
Exons: 12
Coding region: 1-1734 (577 amino acids)
Cellular component (GO): nucleolus; nucleus
Source: RefSeq, a predicted model, not a curated record
AUGAGCCUGAAAGAACAAAUUGAAAAGCUGCAAAAUCCAGCACCUCUGUUUGAUCCUGAAGAAGACUACUGGAACGAGAGUUCAGCAGCCAAGUUGUGCCAUGCAAGUGAUCCCAGUGGUGAUCACGAUGGCAACGGCGAUGAAGGAUUAGCAGCUAGCAGAUUGAUCAAAUCGAAAAAAGGACCGGGCAAUGUUGCUUUUCUUGACCAGAUCGAUAAAAAGUAUCAAGGAAGUACUGUCAGUAGGAAUGAUAUUCAUCGGCAAAGGGAAGAGUAUACAGACGAAGAUGAGGAAUCGCUAAGUGAGAGUGAGCAAGAUUCUGAAUUACAGUCCAGCCUGGAUGGCGAUAGCGAUCAAGACUUGAGUCAAAGUGGUAAUUCAAAUAUCGACUGUGCACUAGUGUGUAGUUGUAAACUUGACGUUAAUAAUGAUGAAAGUAAUGAGCUGAUGAAUUUACAAACUGCGAACGAUGAUCAAGAUGAAGACUCUGCACAGGGUGCUAGUGAAGAAGAUGAAAAUGUAAGCGAAAGGGGUGAUGAGGAGGCAGUAGAUACGUCAGAAGAAGAUGACGAUGAGAUACAAAAUUUUACUCAGGGAGAUGCUGAUGGAGAGAUCGAAAAGGGGGAAGCGACCAAGGCUCAGCUACAAUUAUGGGAUUGUUUCAUGGAUUGGCGAAUUCAGAUGCAAUCAGUAGUACAAGUAGCCAAUCAGUUACCACAAUUUCAUAUACAUUCCAAUUUUAUUGAGUGUGGUGGUAAAACAUUCCAAACAGCAUUGCAUAAAUGCAAGUCGUCAGUUGCAAGCCUACUAAGCGAGUUGUUGGUGCUACAAGAACAGUUAAUGCAGCAGUAUCCAGAAACCCGACAGCUGCUAUUAAACUCUUCUAACAAGGCGCUUGCUGAGUCGGGAGACGUUAAAGAUAGUGAUGAUGACGAUGAAAUUCCUAGUGAUGAUGAAACCGUUCAUGGGAUUAAAAGCGUUGCUAAAAAUUCUGAAGAAUGUUCUUCGAGUGAAAUGAAGGAAGAAGAAUCCGAUAGUGACAACUCGAUAAAAGAAGAUAAACGAAAAUCCAGAAAGAGGAGAUUUCAGGGAAAUUACGAUGAAGUAAUAGAUAAAAGAGCUUCGAUAUUAAAUAAAUUUAGAGGUACUGCUAUUAAAAAAUGGAGCGAUAGAACUCAAAUCGCUUUUGGGAAAUUGAAUAGCAAGAAAUUUAGUGAUCUUGAUCAGUCAGUUCCGCAGCAAAUUCAAAAGAUAUUGUCUGAUAAAGAAAGACUUAUUAAACGGACUCAGUUAAGGCGCAUACCAAUUCGAGCUUUAGGAAAUCUUGAGAACAAUGAUUCCCGGGAUAAAGAUGCUCGUGAUUCCCAUUUAAAAGAUUACGAUCCAGAAAUAUUUGAUGAUAGUGAUUUUUACCAUCAACUUUUACGAGAACUUAUUGAAUACAAGUCCACAUUUAAUAAAGAUUCGGAUCCACUAGCAAUGGGAAGGCAAUGGUUACAAUUUCAACAGCUAAGAAGUAAAGUAAAGCGUAAAGUGGAUACCAAAGCUAGCAAAGGCAGAAAAUUAAGAUAUGAUGUUCACGAUAAGUUGAUAAGUUUCGCGGCGCCAAUGAGGCAAGGAACGUGGACAGACACAGCUAGGAAUAAUCUGUGCGCUAGCUUGUUUGGUAAACAAGGUACAAAGCAUAAAUCAGCUUCAAAUGACUUGGAUGGUGAUAUUGUUCUCUUUAGAUAA